AUGCUUGACUCCCAUGCUGCCUUCCCUCAGCUGGAGGGCCAAGCAGGCAAAGCAUCUGAAAGUGAACACUCCAUUGUUGAGAAACCUCAUCUGUCUGCUGGGACAAAUGACCAACUUUUCCUAAUUUUACGAGAACUAGAAGCCAAGCUGAAUAAUGCUGAGAAACAGCUGGCAGAUCUGAAAUCAUCAAUCCAAGCUGCCUUCCCUCAGCUGGAUGGCCAAGCAGGCAAAGCAUCUGAAAGUGAACGCUCCCUUGUUGAGACACCUCAACUCUGUGCUGGGACAAAUGAACAACUUUUCCUAAUAUUACGAGAACUAGAAGCCAAGCUGAAUAAUGCUGAGAAACAGCUGGCAGAUCUGAAAUCAUCAAUCCAAGGUAAGAACAUAACACAGCUGGAGGUUUUUAUUCUGACAUGUAAAGAUCAUUGUCACCAUGUGGCAUUUGGAGCAUCUAUUGGCAAUGUUGGAAAUACUGGACCAAUGAGUGCAGAGAUCACACUGACUUACAAGCAUGUCUACUUUAACUCAGGCUCUUACAACCCUGCAACAGGUAUUUUCACUGCUCCGGUCAGAGGAGUUUAUUACUUCAGCUUCUCUGGUCAUAAUUUAUCAACUAGACCGAUGGGGCUGCGUCUGAUGAAGAAUGGAGAGCAGAUGGUGACAGUGUACAACCAUGCUGCUGGAAAUCGCUAUGAGACAGCCACCAAUGGCAUGACUCUGCAGCUGGAAGCAGGAGACCAGGUGUACAUGAGGCUCCGUCCGGACACCUGGAUUUUUGAUAAUGACAACAACCACAGCACCUUCAUUGGCCAUUUGUUAUUCCCUCUGUAA
Molecule: messenger RNA, 831 nt
Organism: Pelmatolapia mariae (spotted tilapia)
Lineage: Eukaryota; Metazoa; Chordata; Actinopteri; Cichliformes; Cichlidae
Exons: 5
Coding region: 1-831 (276 amino acids)
Molecular function (GO): protein binding
Source: RefSeq, a predicted model, not a curated record